Messenger RNA from Aethina tumida (small hive beetle), 1951 nucleotides. Its product is annotated as glucose-6-phosphate isomerase. The record is from RefSeq and is a predicted model, not a curated record. Lineage: Eukaryota; Metazoa; Arthropoda; Insecta; Coleoptera; Nitidulidae. Gene Ontology annotation, biological process: glycolytic process; gluconeogenesis; glucose 6-phosphate metabolic process. Gene Ontology annotation, molecular function: monosaccharide binding; carbohydrate derivative binding; glucose-6-phosphate isomerase activity. The coding region runs from base 139 to 1809 and encodes 556 amino acids. The transcript has 7 exons. Gene Ontology annotation, cellular component: cytosol.
AUGAACCCGAAAUUUAUCGAUGGCGUGAAUCAUACUCUCUAAUCGACUAUCCCCGCACGAUAUUUUUUGAGCGGCCGUCUCUUCCACCCGUCAUUCGCGACUGUGCGCGCUUCGAUCUCUCACGUAUUCAAUAUAACGAUGGCUUCGAAACCGCAACUCACUUCGGAGGCCGCUUGGCAAAAACUCCAGGAAUAUUACAACUCCACCGGGAAGAAUCUCGUCAUCAAGGAUCUCUUCGCCAAUUACUGUGGGCAAUUCAACGAUUUUAGCUUGACUUUGAACACCCCGAAUGAUGGCCCAAUCCUCAUUGAUUACUCCAAAAACCGCAUCACAAAAGAAGCCCUGCAAUUGCUCUUGGACCUCGCCAAAGCUCGUGGCGUUGAAGAGGCCCGAGAUGCAAUGCUCAAGGGUGAAAAGAUCAACAUUACUGAGAACAGGGCGGUCUUACACACAGCUCUCCGUAACCGUUCCAACAACCCCAUCUUGGUUGAUAACAAAGAUGUCAUGCCAGAGGUCAACGGUGUUCUUGAACACAUGAAGCAAUUUACCAACUCCAUCUUGUGUGGACAAUGGAGAGGAUAUUCUGGAAAACAAAUCACUGAUGUAGUCAACAUUGGCAUUGGUGGUUCUGAUUUGGGCCCCUUGAUGGUUACUGAAGCCCUUAAGCCCUACAACAAGGGUCUACAUUUGCAUUUUGUUUCCAACAUUGAUGGAACUCACUUGGCUGAAGUCUUGAAGAAAGUUGAUCCUGAGACUGUUCUCUUCAUCAUUGCUUCUAAGACCUUUACCACCCAGGAGACAUGCACUAACGCUAAAUCCGCUAAGGACUGGUUCCUUGGUUAUGCCAAAGAUCCGGCAGCAGUUGCAAAACACUUUGUGGCACUCAGUACUAACGCUGAGAAAGUGGCUGAAUUCGGAAUUGAUACUGCCAACAUGUUCCAAUUUUGGGAUUGGGUUGGAGGCAGAUACUCGUUGUGGUCUGCCAUUGGUUUGAGUAUUUGUUUGUCCAUUGGAUUUGAUAACUUCACUCAACUUCUUGAAGGUGCCCACUUUAUGGACAACCACUUCAAGUCUGCUCCACUAGAGAAAAACGCACCAGUAAUUUUGGCCCUUUUGGGAAUUUGGUAUUCCAACUUCUUUGGAGCUGAAACUCAUGCCCUCCUCCCAUAUGACCAAUACUUGCACAGAUUUGCUGCCUAUUUCCAACAGGGUGAUAUGGAAAGUAACGGAAAGUACGUCACCAAAGCCGGCAAAGUUGUCGAUUUUGCUACUGGUCCGAUAGUUUGGGGUGAACCCGGCACCAACGGCCAACACGCCUUCUACCAACUCAUUCACCAGGGUACCAGACUCAUUCCUGCUGAUUUUAUUGCCCCCGUCCAAACCCAUAACCCCAUUAGCUCAGGCAUUCACCACAACAUUCUGCUUUCCAAUUUCCUGGCUCAAACUGAAGCUCUCAUGACAGGCAAAACUACUGAGCAAGCCAAGGCUGAACUGACCAAAGCCGGACUCAGUGGUGAGCAAUUGGAGAAAUUGUUGCCUCAUAAAGUUUUCCAAGGCAACAGGCCUACCAACAGUAUUAUAGUGAAGAAGGUCACACCCUUCACCUUGGGUGCUCUUAUUGCAAUGUACGAAAUGAAAAUCUUCGUUCAAGGAAUUAUUUGGGAUAUUAACUCCUUUGACCAAUGGGGUGUAGAAUUGGGCAAGCAGUUAGCCAAGGCCAUUGAACCUGAACUUCAAGACAAUAAUCCUGUUAGCACUCACGACUCCUCGACCAACGGUCUCAUCAACUUCAUUAAGGCCAACCGUUAAGUACCUCCCCCAUACUUGUUAGAGUAUUUAAAUAUAUCAACUAGCUUUAAUUGUGAAAACAAGGACAUUUGAUAGAUUGUAUAUUUAUGAUUUGUUAUUGUAAAAGCGUAUAUAUUGUUUUUAAUAAAAUAUAUUAAUUAGA